CCCUUUCUAAACAUCCUACCGCCUACACGAUGCCGCCCGAAACGGAACCUCCCCCCAAAAAACAGAAAAUUGCUGCCUCCGAACCCCCUAAGCGGAAACCCCCCCAACGUAUCAAUCUACGUCCUCCACUCACGGAAGAAGUAUUAAAGGCACAAAAACCCCAAAUCGACACCCUAUUAAAGCUACUGCGCAAGAAGAAGAAGAUAGUUGUCAUUGCUGGCGCUGGUAUCUCUGUUGGGGCCGGAAGUAAGUCUGUUCCUGCGAAAAUCACCCAGCCCCGGCCCUCGCUUCCGCCCUUUUUUUGGUGUGGUUUUUCAAUGCCUCUCUGUAUCCACACUGGAUGUUCGCCUCGACGCUGACUCAGCUUGGUUACACAGUUCCCGAUUUCCGCUCCUCCGGGGGACUAUUUUCUUCCCUUAGAAAUGACAUGAAGCUGAAGACCUCUGGCAAAGAGCUAUUCGACGCUUCCGUUUACAAAGAUGAUCAACUUACAUCCUCGUUCCACGAAAUGGUCAGGAAUUUGCACUCGAUGACCACCCAGGCCACUCCCACUCUCUUUCACCACCUUUUGGCUACGUUGGCAACACAAGGUAGACUCCUCAGACUCUACUCGCAAAACGUCGACUGCAUCGACACACAAUUAGAGCCCCUGAAGACCGCUGUGCCACUUGGCAAUAAAGGGCCGUGGCCCAGGACAAUCCAAUUGCAUGGAGGGUUAGAGAAGAUGGUGUGUUCAAAGUGUGGGUGGUUAGCGGAAUUUGAGGCGUCGCUUUUCAGGGGUUCGGAGCCCCCAGAUUGCUCCGAGUGCCUUGAGAUGGAUUGUGUGAGGGGCAUAGCCGGCAAGCGAGCUCUUGGAGUCGGUAAACUACGCCCCAGAAUAGUUCUCUACAAUGAAUUCAACCCGGAUGCGGAAGCGAUUGGCGCGGUCACCAAGGCCGACCUCAAGUCCCGUCCCGAUUGUCUUAUUGUUGUCGGAACGAGUCUCAAGGUCCCUGGUGUUCGGAGAAUUGUCCGUGAAAUGUGCGGAGUUGUUCAGGAUUUCCGUGGAGGAAUGACCGUCUGGAUUAACGAGGACGCACCCCCAGUGGGAAGAGACUUUGAAGGGGUCUUUGACUUGAUUGUUGGUGGGGAUUGUGAAAGGGUUGCGAAGAUGGCGAGCUUUCCAAGGUGGGAUGGGAGUGAACCGCAAACGGAGGUCGAGACGGAUAGCGAUAGCUGUGGUUCCUUCAUUGAGCUUGAUCCCGACGAACCUCCUAGGGAUAGCAGUUCGGUGGAGGUCCAUGUUCCUCAACUUCUUAGUCCUUCAAUUAGUCCCCAUCCCAAGAUCUCCAAACCAACGAAGAGCGUGAAGAAACGACCGGCAUCAGAGACGACUGCGGAACCCGCAGCGAAAAAAUCGAAAGCGAGGGCAAAACCUACACCCAAGGCGACAGCCACGAAGUCGAAGGCCAAGGUAGAUGCUCAGAAACCUGGGCCUAUUGCGACUGCUUUUAAAGUUGUGAAGAAAGUGGCAGCUAAACCGACCAAGGCCCAAGCUAGGUCACCAAAAGCGAAACCCCCGGCGGCAAAGACAACAACACUAGCAAAAGCUAGAAAGCCCACCGUGGCAGCAGUAGCAAAGGCGGCGGCAGCAGUUCUCGCAUCUCAGAAUGCCCCCGUUACCGGUUUUGUAGAUAUGGCCAAAGCUGCUGAGGUCCCUGAUCCAACGCAAGUGGUCCUCCCCCUUACUCCUCCUGCACCCUCGACUCCGAUUCCCGAGCAAUCCAUCGCUUUCGAUCGACCUUCUCCGACUAUCACUAUCGCGAGCCUACUCAACUGA
Messenger RNA from Tuber aestivum (summer truffle), 1819 nucleotides. The record is from the annotation of a GenBank genome assembly. Lineage: Eukaryota; Fungi; Ascomycota; Pezizomycetes; Pezizales; Tuberaceae.